UACCACGAGUAGGCGCCAUCACGAUCCCGAUGGUGGGAAAUCCGUGUCGUGACAAUAAAAAUUCUACUUUUUGUAUUAAAAGUGUUAAAUAUAAUUAUUUUUUAAAUACCUAUAAACCUAUUAUUUCUAAAAAAAAAUGGGCCUCCCAAAUUUGGGGCCUAAGUACAACCCUACUUGUGAUAACAGUAGAGCCAGCCAUGUAGGAUAGAUCCAUGAAGAGCGACAGCAGCUAUUGAGAAAAUAUAGGAAAAGGUUUACAAAAGGCAGAAUGCGGAAACAAGAGUCUUAUAUUAGUAGUUGCUAAGAACAUUUUUUAGAAGGAAUUUGUUAUUAAUAACAUUAAUGUCCGUAUGUUAUUGUUCAUAGGAACCUCGUUAGUAGCAGUUGUCGUUUGUUUUCACAAGGAGAGCAGUUAAAACUGCUUGAGAUACUCUGUAUACAAUCUUGCAAUUCAGCACUAUCCAUUGCUCAAAAGUGUUAAAUACAGAUGAGGAUAGCAGUAGAAGGGUGUAUGCACGGAGACUUGGAUAAUGUCUAUGCCACCCUAUUGCAGUUGCAAGAAGUUGAGAAUAUAAAGAUUGAUCUCCUUUUAUGUUGCGGUGACUUUCAGGCUGUUAGGAAUGAGAAGGAUCUGGAAAGCUUAAAUGUGCCACUUAAAUACCGGAGCAUGAACUCUUUCUGGAAGUAUUACUCAGGAGAGAAAGUAGCACCAUUUCCAACUAUAUUUAUUGGAGGAAACCAUGAAGCAUCCAAUUACCUUUGGGAAUUGUACUAUGGAGGAUGGGCAGCACCUCAGAUAUACUUCCUCGGAUUUGCUGGAGUAAUCAAGUUUGGCAACAUUCGUAUUGGUGGCCUUUCCGGAAUUUAUAAAUCACAAGAUUACAAUCGGGGUAACAAUGACUGACCAGUCAGGUAACAAUGGCUGACCAGUGGUAACAAUGGCACUGAAACACGCGUUGGGUCAGGUAACAAUGGCUGACCGGUCAGGUACAAUGACUGACCAUACUU
Nicotiana attenuata is the source of this 1008-nucleotide messenger RNA. RefSeq names its product lariat debranching enzyme-like. Bases 488 to 904 code for a protein of 138 amino acids. NCBI's taxonomy places the organism in Eukaryota, Viridiplantae, Streptophyta, Magnoliopsida, Solanales, Solanaceae. The record is from RefSeq and is a predicted model, not a curated record. Gene Ontology annotation, biological process: mRNA splicing, via spliceosome. Gene Ontology annotation, molecular function: RNA lariat debranching enzyme activity. The transcript is spliced from 5 exons. Gene Ontology annotation, cellular component: nucleus.